Hypomesus transpacificus is the source of this 6297-nucleotide messenger RNA. Its product is annotated as microtubule-associated serine/threonine-protein kinase 3-like. Gene Ontology annotation, molecular function: protein serine/threonine kinase activity; magnesium ion binding; ATP binding. Gene Ontology annotation, biological process: intracellular signal transduction; peptidyl-serine phosphorylation. NCBI's taxonomy places the organism in Eukaryota, Metazoa, Chordata, Actinopteri, Osmeriformes, Osmeridae. The record is from RefSeq and is a predicted model, not a curated record.
CUAUAUGACAACUUCCCCCCUCCGUCCCUCCUCCGCUCCGCUGACAGCGCUGCGCUGUCUCUGCCGCUGGAAACUUUGUAUCACUGGAAACCUUAUGGCGAUAAAGAAGCUAGCGUCCGUUGAAAGACGAGAAAACGUUUAGUUGUAUCAGAGGAAUUCAAUAAUACGACAAUGGCUUUAGCGGUUGUUUAGUCGACCGGUGUAGCUAUCAAGGAAAUGGAGCCAGUUUGUGACGAUCCUGCGGGAGACAGACUGGGACGUCUCGUCGAGGACAUUGUGAUGGAUUUGUGACUAGCUACGUUUCCGAACAUUUAAAGACUUUAUCUUAUCGUCCCGGGCCAAGUUUUACCCCACAUCGCCCAUGACAAUCAUGUCGGAUCAGAAUUACUAUUGGACCGUCUUGCCUAGCUACAAAACUAGUUUUGUAACUGGGGCCAUGAUGAAACGAUCUAAAAGUUGCCGUAACAACAAGAGGAGAAGCCUGGCGGUUGGCACUCCCUCACCCACUCUCUCCAGACCCCUCUCUCCACUUCCUCUCACCACAGCUGGCAGCAGCCCAUCGGACAGCCCGAGAAAUGUCUCCACCUCCACCUCAGCUAACUUCCAGUUUGCUCGCAGCCACCUGGCUCGUACUGAAAGGGCGGAUGGAAGGAGGUGGUCAGUGGCCUCUGUCCCCUCGUCUGGUUACUGCAGCAACCCCCCAAGCUCCUCAGUGUCUUCCUCUUCCUCCUCCCAGGAGCUUCUUCACCAGCUUCCCCACCAGCCGACUGUGGACGACCUCCACUUCCUGUUCAAGCACUUCCGCAGCUCUGAGAGCGUAGCUGAUGACGAGUCCUCGGCCCCGCCCCCCACCUCAGCCCCACCCCCCAGACUGCGCUCUCGCAGCCUCAGUCCCGGGCGCUCGUGUGGCUCAUUUGAUAACGAGAUUGUCAUGAUGAACCACGUGUACAAGGAGCGCUUCCCCAAGGCCACGGCGCAGAUGGAGGUUCGUCUGCGGGCGGUGCUGGAGGAGAGCUCACGGGAGGUGUUGCCACUAGCGGACGGUGUGCUUGGCUUCAUCCAGCACCAGCUGGUGGAGCUGGUCAGAGACUGCCUGGACACGGCCCAUGGAGGCCUCAUCUCUUCCAGGUACUUCCUGGAGCUGCAGGAGAAGCUGGACAAGCUACUGCACGAGGCGUACGAGCGCUCGGACAGCGAGGAGGUGAGCGUCAUCAUCAAGCUGGUGAAGAGGAUACUCAUCAUCAUCUCCAGACCUGCACGGCUGCUCGAGUGUCUGGAGUUUGACCCUGAGGAGUUCUACCAGCGUCUGGAGGCGGCAGAGGGCCAGGCCAGGGAGGGCCAGGCCAGGGAGGGCCAGGGCAUCAAGGCUGACAUCCCUCGCUACAUCAUCAGCCAGCUGGGCCUGACCCGAGAUCCCCUGGAAGAGGUGGUCCACCUGGAACACAGCAGCUCCAGCCACGCCCCCAACGCCAGCACAGAAGGUCGGGCUGUGUGCGCCCCCCCUCGUAGGAAGCCUGUGGAGAGCGACUUUGACACCAUCAAACUGAUCAGCAACGGAGCCUAUGGGGCUGUGUUUCUGGUCAGACACAGAGAGACGCGUCAGCGCUUCGCAAUGAAGAAGAUCAACCGUCAGAACCUGCUGCUGAGGAACCAGAUCCAGCAGGCCUUCGUGGAGAGGGACAUCCUCACCUUCGCUGAGAACCCCUUUGUGGUCUCCAUGUUCUGCUCCUUUGAGACCCGCCGGCAUCUCUGCAUGGUCAUGGAGUACGUGGAAGGUGGAGACUGUGCCACCCUGCUGAAGAACAUGGGUCCCCUCCCAGUGGACAUGACCCGGAUGUACUUUGCUGAGACGGUGCUGGCCCUGGAGUACCUCCACAACUACGGCAUUGUGCACCGAGACCUGAAACCUGACAACCUGCUGAUCACCUCCAUGGGACACAUCAAGUUGACAGACUUUGGUCUGUCUAAGAUGGGCCUGAUGAACAUGACCACCAACCUGUACGAGGGACACAUCGCCAAGGACACCCGCGAGUUCCUCGACAAACAGGUGUGUGGGACCCCAGAGUACAUUGCCCCAGAGGUGAUCCUGAGGCAGGGCUAUGGGAAGCCGGUGGACUGGUGGUCCAUGGGGGUCAUCCUGUAUGAGUUCCUGGUGGGCUGCGUGCCCUUCUUUGGAGACACGCCUGAAGAGCUGUUUGGACAAGUCGUCAACGAUGACAUCAUCUGGCCAGAUGGGGAUGAUGCGUUGCCGGGCAACGCCCAGGACCUCAUCACGAGGCUGCUGAAGCAGUGUCCUCUAGAGCGCCUCGGCACCGGAGGGACAGGGGAGGUGAAGGCUCAUGUGUUCUUCCUGGGGCUGGACUGGACUGGCCUGCUCAGACAGAAGGCUGAGUUCGUCCCUCAGCUGGAGACAGAGGAUGACACCAGCUACUUUGACACACGGUCAGAGCGGUACUGUCAUCUGGGUUCUGAAGAGGAUGACGAGGAGACCAACGAUGAAGAGCCGUGUUCCCAGAGAGAGCUGCGUCAGUUCUCCAGCGUGGCCCAUCGCUUCAGCAAGGUGUACAGUAGCACAGAGUACCUGUCCACAUCCACUCCGUCCAAUCACAGCCUGUCGUCUUCGGAGCGCAGCCACAGCGAGGAGAAGGAGGAACGGGGGGUCGGAGUCUCUCCUGGGGAGGGACACAAGCACGGCACCAGGACGGACGGACCCAGGGGAAGCCUGCGCCCCAGAGCCUCCUCCAGCGCCUCCUCCGAGCGCUCCUCCAGCCCCCUGCUGAUGAACAGCACCCAGAGCCUGGACACCAUGCCUCGCUUCUCCUUCUCUACAGAGGACGACGACGGUGUGGUGUCAAACCUACGUCGGAUCCGUCUCCGUAGCAACAGCACUGGAACGCGGCCGUCCUAUAGGAGAGGAGCGUCCAGACGCAUAACCAACCAGCUGGAUGCGCCAGAGAAGCCCCGCCCCCCUGUCAGCUGCAAGGUCCCCAAGUCCGCCUCCGUCUCCAGCCUCUCUCUCGUCAUCACCACGGACGACCCUGGCGGCCCUCCCACCAGCCCCAAGUCCUCCCUGUCGCUGUCGUCCAACCCGUCCUCCCGGGACUCGUCCCCCAGCAGGGAGCUGGCGCUGGGCUGCAGCCUGCGCCCCCCCCUGGUCAUCCUCAGCCGGGGCAGGAGGUUCGGCUUUGCCUUGCGAGCCAUCAGGGUCUACAUGGGAGACAGCGACAUAUACACUGUUCAUCACAUGGUUUGGUGUGUGGAGGAUGGCAGCCCAGCCCAGGAGGCGGGGCUGAGAGCUGGUGACCUCAUCACCCAGGUGAAUGGGGAGUCUGUCCAGGGGCUGGUGCACACCGAGGUGGUGGAGCUGCUGCUGAAGAGUGGUACCAAGGUGACACUCCAAACCACAGCUCUAGAGAACACCUCCAUCAAGGUUGGUCCCGCACGCAAGUCCAGCUACAAGGCCAAGAUGGCUCGACGCAGCAAGAAGAGCCGCAAGAAGGACGGACAGGACAGUAGGAGACGCAGUAUCUGGAAGAAGCUGUCCAAACAGACCUCUCCUGCUCCUCCUCAUGCUGGUGCUGCUCCUCCCAUGCACAGUAGCAGGAGCUUCUCCUCAGGCUUCCAGCCGUCCGUGUCCUCCAGCGACAGCCUGUCUGGCUCCCCCACCCAGAGCCUGUCCCCUGGGCCAUCCACACCCUGCUGCUCCCCUGCGCCCGACCACUCUGGAGACUCAAACUCCCCCCAGAGCUCCUCCCCCAUUUCCAGCUCCCCCAGCUCCCCCGCCCCCCAGCCCCGCCCCAGCUCGCUCCAUGUGAUGGGUCGCUACAGCAAGGGGGGGCGCUGCAAGUCCACCAGCAGCAUCCCCCCCUCUCCUCUGGCCUGCAUCCCUCCUCCCCAGCCCCUCUCCCCCCAGUGCUCCCCCUCCACCCUCCCGGGUCUCUCCAAGUGCCUCCACAGCCUCCACGGCAAGUCCCCCCCCACCCUGGUGCGCCAUGCGGCCCGCCCCCGCAGCGCCGAGCCCCCCCGCUCCCCCCUCCUAAAAAGGGUCCAGUCCGCCGAGAAGCUGUCGGGGGGUUACCACGGCGACAAGAAGGCAUUCGCCACGCGGCACCACACCAUGGAGGUGCCUCUGUCUGAGGGGGAGGGGCUGGAGGAGGAGGAGGGGGUGGAGGAAGGGGCCAUGGGGUUCAUGUGUGUCGGGGAGCACGGUCACCAGGGACGGUUCCACCUGGGGGGGGGCGAGAGGAAUGCGGGAGGGGGGCGGGCCCGAGAAGUGGUGGUCAUGAGGAGGCGGGCCCUCACCGAGAGGAGGGACUCCUUUAAGAAGCAAGAAGCUGUGCAAGAGGCCAGCUUCGACAACCAGGAGGCCCAGAGUCCUACCCUGCCCUCCACCCUGCCCCAGAGUCCCAAACGCUACAAGGCCUCCUGGAUCAACCAAGCCCAGUUGGAGUCUGGCCCGGAGCUGUCGGGGAGAGGAGUGCAGGGUUCGUCCCAGAAACCCUGGCCCCGGGGGAAGGACCCCCUCUAGAGGUGGAGGGCAGGAGGUGCACAAGAUAUCAGACUGGUUCCUCUCUCUAAGCUCCAUGGUCCUGCAUAUCUGGACAUCCUAACAUUACCAAUCCCAGACCAUGAUUAGGGUUAGGUAGCUCCAGGCUGUCAAGAAGGACCAUGUGACAGUUGGCAUGUUGUGAGUCCUGUUAGCCAUCCCACUGUACCUACCACACUGUAGAAAAGAAAGUUUCUGUGCCAAAGUGAGUUAUUUUCCUGCUCCUGUGUUUGGCUUGCUUUGGUUUGAGGGUCAUAACAUGCCCACCUGGAUCUAAUGGAUUUUGUAAGUAUCCUUUUUUAUGAAGAAACCUAUUUAUGAUGUUUUAUGCUUUUUAGGGGUUGUUUUCCGGGGCCCUAAAAAAUGCAGCCAUAUUUCUUUGACUGUUGUUGGGAAAUUGCACAAACCAUCCUAUAGUACUAAUGGGAAUAUUACAAGUUGAAAACAAACUAUUAUAAUUAUUAAAUGAAAGAACAAUGAUUCAUUGUGGUCAGGAAGAAAAAAAUCUUUGAUUUUUAUUUUCAUUUGGUUUUAUUUUUAUUUGGUUUUAUUUUCUUCAAAGAUGUGGUUCCCAUCCUGAGAUGUUGUUAAUGUAAAUAACGCAAACCUGCUCUAUGCCUUUCACUAAAUAGCAACAUAGCUAGCAAGCCAACAUGGAUCACUGCGUCUUCUGGGGAACCAGGGAUUACAAGUUCAAAGGUUAAAGGUUGUAUAUCCACUUUUCUGCUCUAGUUAACCAGCCCCUUGUGCCACUGCAUGAAGUUGUCAUUGCAACUACUUUAACAGGUACAGCCAUGUAAGGCGCAGAUGCUAGGGGCUGUAAAUCAUGCAAUCAUGCAACCUGCCAACAGUCCAUUAGAGCGAGCAAGCACUUGGCAUCUGGACCAGGACUCUUCCUCUAGUGUAUGUUUACCUUUCACUGCUGAGGCACACUGAGGGAGAAGACUGAGGGAGAAGACUGAGGGAGAAGACUGAGGGAGAAGACUGAGGGAGAAGACUGAGGGAGAAGACUGGGCUUCUUCAGCUCACAGAUGUGAUAUGAAUGAAUGAGGUAGGGUAGGACGUGACUGUUGAAUAAUUGUAAUGUUGAGUUGUGGGGGAUUCGACCUGUGGUCCACUUGGUAAUCUGGACACAGGUUUCAAAGUAGUCAACUGGGAGAUGAACACAUGUUUCCAUCCGGGGGGUGAUUGAAGUGUUGGAUGUAAACACUAAGGGGGGGAUAUUUUAUGGGAUUGCGAGUUUUGAGGGACGACAAAGUUUAGAUCCAAUCAAACCCUCCCAACGUCUUUCCAGUCUGAUGGGUCGGUAUGGGGUCCCUGUCUUGUUAGUGGCCCUGGUGAACAAAGUUUGUGUUAGGGGGAUGUGGAAAGUGGGCCCCAGUGUGUUGGGGGUCUGGGUGAGUCUGCAUGCUGCAUUCAUCCUCCCCUAGAGAUGAGCUUCAGUCAUCAGCCUCACAUGUUCUAGUCCAGUGGAACUGGACAUCAUCACAGACUCACAGAACUCAAUGAUGGAGAGGAUUCUGCUGGGCAGGGCGGGGUGGAGGGUUUUGUCUGUUCUGAUUCCAUCAGUGUCGCCAGUCACUUCCCAGAGUGUGUUCUGCUAACUGGUUGCCCCUAGCGACUUGUCCAUCCUUCAGUCUGCCCUAUUCAGCAGCAGACCUGUCUGAAAACAGACAUGACAUUGUUUGUAUUGUCUAACAAUGUUUUCUAUUGUUUAACAUUGUUUGAAUAAAGGAACGGCAGGCGACUAA